Messenger RNA from Musca domestica (house fly), 3273 nucleotides. Its product is annotated as ATPase H(+)-transporting accessory protein 2-like. NCBI's taxonomy places the organism in Eukaryota, Metazoa, Arthropoda, Insecta, Diptera, Muscidae. Gene Ontology annotation, cellular component: external side of plasma membrane; membrane. The record is from RefSeq and is a predicted model, not a curated record. The transcript has 3 exons. Bases 115 to 1071 code for a protein of 318 amino acids. Gene Ontology annotation, molecular function: signaling receptor activity. Gene Ontology annotation, biological process: positive regulation of Wnt signaling pathway.
CAUCUCUCUUUACAUCAUGUGACCAAAUGCAACCCUGAUGUCAUUGCAGAGUAGAAAAAAUAUCCGUAGGUUGUCGUCUCCCGUUUGUCGAUUGUCAUAUGAUCACGAACAAAAAUGCUGCGAAAUUUAAUAAUUUUAUCUUUGUGCAUAGUGGCAAUUAGUGCAUCGGGUGAAUUCACCGUUUUGAGCACACCCAAGUCCUUGUCAUUCAAGGGUAACGAGCCACUACCAAGCCAAUAUGUUGGCGAUGUUGUCUAUGCCUCAUUGGGUAAUUCCGUAGCUGGAGACGCACAAUGGUCUGGUUUGACAGUUGACGACCCUUUCAAUUUCCCCAAGGUUGUUGUUGCUGCCUCAUUGAGUGGUGUUGCUCAUACUAAGGUUUCCGGAGCCGGCAAGAGUUACGAAAUUCAAGGCAACUCGGUAAAGGAAGCUUUGAACGGUGUCUCUGCCCAAUUGGAAGCUGAUAAUGAACCUGUUUGCGAUAUCGACUUUGAAGAUUUGGAAGAAGGUGUAGCCAGCUUCAAGAGUGUUUUUGGUGAUGUGCAAGUUAAUUCUGUCCCAAAUACCAAAUAUUUGAACAGUGAAUUGCAUUCUGCUGAUAAGCAAUUUAUCCAAGCUAUUGCAUACAUCAAUGCUGCUGCCGAUAAUUUGGCUAAGUUGCAAAAGACCUGCAACUUUGUUUCCUUCCGUCUGUCUGCCGAGUCUGUUGCUAAAGCUCAUGGUGAGAAAUCAGAAGCUGUGAAUGAAGCCUUGGAUCUCUUCACAUCUGCUGUCAAGAACUUGAAUACUGCUGCCCAAAAGGUCAAUAACAACGAAGCCUUGGUAUUGUCCAUUGUCAACAAAUCGGAAAAUUCCCGCGCUAAACGGGAUGUUCCUGAACCAGGCAAAGAUUACAACUUGGCUGAAUACUAUAACCAAGAUUAUCCAGUAAUCUUCAACAUCAUCUUAUGGUUCAUGGUAACAUUCGGCUUCGCCUUGUUGGCUAUUUGCUACGCCAUCGGUUCAAUGGAUCCUGGACGUGAUUCCAUCAUUUACCGUAUGACUUCAACCAGAAUGAAGAAGGAUAAUUAAAUUGUGAUGCACAAUGUACCAGCAUUAUUUUUAUUAGUACUUGUAUUUGUCAACACAAAAGACUAGACAAUUUUUAUUCUUUCUCCUCUUUCAGAUGUUGAGAACAUUUAAGUUAUUCCAUUUUUUUGAACCUUUUGUUGUUCUAAAUUAAAAUGUGUGUUACAAAUCAAUUCCUUUCCCAAGCAACAACAUCUAAAUAAGACAUCUAUAAUAAACUAAAAUAUAUUAUUCAUUAUCAGCAACAACAACAAUAAUAUUAAUAAUAUAUAUGUAUAGUGUAAUAAAUAUACCUAUUAGUAAGACAAUUUCUUAUAUAAGUAUUAAUUGUUCAAGAAAGAUACGAUAUGCACUUAGAGAAUAUAAUACAUACAACUAUUGGGGUCUUUUCUUAUGUAUUAUAAUUUAUUUAAGCUACAAACAAAUCCGUUGUUAUUACCUCUAACUACAUAUUCCAAUUUAUUAUUUUUUGUUGUAGCAUAUGUUUGUUUUUCUCUUUGAUUAAAAAAAAAAACAUUACAAGUAAAACAGCGUGUGUGUUCUUAUUAAUUAAAUAGAAUUCCGUUUAAAUAUAUUGGAAAUUACAAAACGUGACUUACUUUACUUAAAACGGCGCUAGUUAACAAAAAAAUAUCUUUCGACUAAAAAAAUUCAUCAAGAAAUUGAAAAAUGAAAGACAUCUAUUGUGCGUGGUUCUAUACACCAGAUGUCGGUAAUGUUGCUUUAUAAUUAGGCUACGUUCCGUUGAUACUUUCGAUGGUAUUUGAAGAAUCAGUGUCAAUGUCACAAAAUCGUAUCGAAAUGGGUUGAAUUCCGUAAUUCAAAAUCGUUCGUUUUUAUUUUAGCUUCUUCAGAUUUCGUACGAUUUGGUAAACUACGAUUUCAGUGCAAAUAUGGCAACAUUAUAUAUUAAAUAUGGUAAAAUUAGGGGAAUGAAAGAAGGAAUGCAUGAGGAAUCAAAACAAAACAUGUAAUUAGAAAUAAUAUACAAGUGUAGGUAUUCUGUUUAAAAGAGUUUUUUUGUGCAAAAAGAAACAAUGCAAUUGACUCCUCAAUUUCACUGAGCACAUAUUUGUUAAAAGGACCAUAACCAGUUUUUGUCUUUUCCUUUUUAUUGUGAUACAAUUUUUUUUUAACGUAUACUGUCCAACCUUACCUUGUCUUUUUCCACCCAUUGCAAUCUUUGAUGGGUGGUCCCGAGGAAUGUAGUUUUUCAGUGAGUUGUGACCAACUCGUUUCGGCAACCACUCGAUCAUCUUUGACAUAGCACUCGCUAGGUCCAUAAAACCGAUGAACCUUUUUUCUUGUGCUGAAUUUCUGUGCCAGCCCCUUAAAUAUUUAUUAAUGAUUAAUUGAUUGAACGGCAUUCCACAAUACAUAUUUCACAUAUUUUAAAAUACUUACUUUUGUACAAAAUUCCUUUUUUAUGUUGUUUUGUUUUCUCUCUUUGCUUCAUUUUAUUAUUAGUAAUACCAUAUUGUUUGGUUUUCACAGAUGAAUAAUUUUUGUUUGACGAAAAAAGUGAUUUUCAAGAAAAUAAGUAAUGUGGCAACACUUUAUUAACAAUUGCCAUUCGGCUUCGCCUUGUUGGCUAUUUGCUACGCCAUCGGUUCAAUGGAUCCUGGACGUGAUUCCAUCAUUUACCGUAUGACUUCAACCAGAAUGAAGAAGGAUAAUUAAAUUGUGAUGCACAAUGUACCAGCAUUAUUUUUAUUAGUACUUGUAUUUGUCAACACAAAAGACUAGACAAUUUUUAUUCUUUCUCCUCUUUCAGAUGUUGAGAACAUUUAAGUUAUUCCAUUUUUUUGAACCUUUUGUUGUUCUAAAUUAAAAUGUGUGUUACAAAUCAAUUCCUUUCCCAAGCAACAACAUCUAAAUAAGACAUCUAUAAUAAACUAAAAUAUAUUAUUCAUUAUCAGCAACAACAACAAUAAUAUUAAUAAUAUAUAUGUAUAGUGUAAUAAAUAUACCUAUUAGUAAGACAAUUUCUUAUAUAAGUAUUAAUUGUUCAAGAAAGAUACGAUAUGCACUUAGAGAAUAUAAUACAUACAACUAUUGGGGUCUUUUCUUAUGUAUUAUAAUUUAUUUAAGCUACAAACAAAUCCGUUGUUAUUACCUCUAACUACAUAUUCCAAUUUAUUAUUUUUUGUUGUAGCAUAUGUUUGUUUUUCUCUUUGAUUAAAAAAAAAAACAUUACAAGUAAAA